This is a messenger RNA of Tympanuchus pallidicinctus (lesser prairie-chicken), 1843 nucleotides long. RefSeq names its product mast cell immunoglobulin like receptor 1 (gene MILR1). Lineage: Eukaryota; Metazoa; Chordata; Aves; Galliformes; Phasianidae. The transcript has 9 exons. The coding region runs from base 49 to 1047 and encodes 332 amino acids. The record is from RefSeq and is a predicted model, not a curated record. Gene Ontology annotation, biological process: cell surface receptor signaling pathway. Gene Ontology annotation, molecular function: transmembrane signaling receptor activity.
UGCAACUCCAACAGUUACUUCGUACCAGCUUCAUUUUGGAAAAAAAAAAUGUUUCUUUUCACACUUCUGCUGUUUUCUUACCCUCAAAUCUCUCAACAGAUUCAGAAUGCGACUGCAGACUGCAGAGAGAUCCUUUCCAACCCCAAGCUCACACCUCUUCAUGGUACUUUGGAAGUAGUGAUGAACCAGAACGUAAGCCUCUCUUGUCACUCAGACUCUGGAUCUCCUCCUGUCAGAUAUACACUAUUUAAACACAGUCAGAAGGUGUCUGCCUUAAAUAAGACAGACUUGACUCCAGCUUUGUUUAACUUAACUAUCAAUUCUGCCAGCGAUGUGGGUGAAUACAAGUGCAAAGCUGAGAAUGAAAUCUCCAAUGGUGAAAAAUACAGCAGAAGUCUCAACUUCACACUUAAAGAGCCAGUUUCCAAACCAGUGCUGAGCUCACCCAAUUCUCAAGCAAAGGAAGGUCAAAACGUGACCUUGUCUUGUCUCUCAGAGAAAGGCUCUCUCCCUAUCACAUACACAUUCUUCAAAGAUAGACAGAGCAUCCAAGCCCCGGUGAAGAUGCAGAAGAGGGAAGCAGCAGUGAUUUCCGUACUUAUCAAAUCCUCUAGUGACUUUGGAAUGUAUAAAUGCAAAGCUGAAAAUCGCCUUCGCAAUAAUACAAAAUACAGCAACAGUUUCAAUUUCACAUUAGCAGAGGAGAGAAGCAAUUCUCAACCCCUGAUCAUUUCCCUUGGACUGAUCUUACUACUGUUAGCAAUAGGACUUGCUCUGGCAAUUCCAUUUUUCAUAAUCCCUUCAUAUAAAGCAAAAAAAUUUACACCUCCUCGGUUCUCAACUGGCCAUAUUUCAACAGAGAAAGUAGAAGAGUCAGAAGACUACGUCACAUACGCAGAGAUUGAGCCAGUUCAACCAGAAGAAGAAUAUGUCAACCUCUCUGUUAUAAGAAGAGAUGAACAAGAGAACAGAGCACGUGCUACAAUCUAUACAAAGGUCCUCAUCAGAGAUGGAGCACAAGCUGGACCACUCCAUUCUCCAGAGUAGAAUCACUUAUCAAGACCAUGAAGAGAACACUCAUCUCAUCAUACCUGCAAAGAAAAGAUCACAUCCACGACUGCUUCUGAUGUAUGAAAUCGCAGAUAAAUUACGUGUCAUAACCUGAAUGUAUUUAUUUUGGCUAUGAUGCACUAAGCUCAGUGCCAAGACACUCAUUUUCUUAUGAACAUUCCUGAACAUUCCUGACUACAUUUCUUUAAAUUAUUACAUUACUUUAGAGCAUUAAUUGUUAUUUAAUGACCUAUUAUAAGAGUAUUUUUAUAGAAGUGAUUAUUCUGUUAUUUAAUAGCCAGACUUUGAAGACUGUACAUGAACCAAUCAUUAUAUCUGUUUUUCAUGCAUAUUUUCUCUGUGGAAAAGAAAUUAUUCAUCAAUAUGCUCAUGAUCAAUGGGUACGAGCUCAAAAUGUACUGCUGAUACACAAAUCAUGUAGGAAGAGUUCAACUGGAAUACUGGUUUUUAUUUGCUGAAAUAACUCCUGCACAUACAUCAUUUAGGCUUGAGGAACUUUUAAGUUCAGAACUGGGCACAGCGUGCCAGCUGAAGCAGUACUUAAGAAUAGAACACAGAACUGGCCCAGAUGCAAAAAAAGAGGAAGACAGUUUUGCAAGUUUAUGACUCGUCUUAAGAAAUUUACUUUCAUAGGAGAGUCUCUAACAGAGAUCUCACAAUUCAAACAACAACCCUGGAAAAAGUGUGGAAGGCUAAUGUUUCAUUCAAUUCUUAAAAUGAACAGGCAUUGCUCCUUCUAAUAAAAAUCAAUAGAAUCUGAGUUUAUAGACCA